AUGCCUCCUCAGACUGUCAGCCAGGGAACAGGAAAAUAAACUAGGGUAUCUCAGGGGAAACAGAAGGCACCACACAGGGCAUAGUAACUGCAUGGAGGGAGGUCCAGGAACGCGGAGCUGACACAACUUGGACCAGUAGGACAGCUCAGGAAAAUUACGAUAAACAUCCAGAGGCAGGGGAAGAGGGAGAACUGGUGAGGCAAAAACAAACACAAAAGGGAAAAAGCAACCUAUAUGGUGGGAGCCCAAAACCCCACUCCAAAAAGAAAAAAAUCUACUGACUGAAAAACUGCAGAACCAAAAGGGGACAAAAUUAGGGAAGUAAAAUAUCUAACACUUAAAAAAAAAAAAAAACGGAACCCUGACAGAGUCCUUCGUAAAUCAUCAACAAGCUUGGUUCGGUCUGAAUUUGAUCGUCUCUUUGGAGGCUAUGGCAACAAAAAUGUUUUUUUAAUGUGAAUAUUGAAGAAGACUAAAAAUGAAGAAAACGCUUCUCUUAAACUUAGUGAUUAAUAUAAAUUAUUGUUUCCUUUGGAUUUCAUGGAGUUUUUCAGCUUUUUUAUCCGCAGAAUUAACCCCAAUCAAAGAGGUGAUCCUUGAUUCAACCAAACCGAACAGUUUAAAGUGGACAUUCUCACCAUCAAAAGCUUGGCAAGAAACAAACAUGCGGCUUGGAAAGCAGUAUCCACACUCAGUUUACCAGGCUUGUAACCCCACAUUCAGUAACAGUCCCCAAACAUUAUGGACCGAUUGGAUCCACAAACAAGAGGCUCAUGAGCUUCUACUGGAUGUUGUUUUUACACAAGAAGACAAGAAACCUCUUUCUAUUUACGUGCAAGAAUCGAACCAACCUCAGAAUCAACACCUUAGAGGAACACAAGAAGCUGUUCACGAGAUCACAGCCCAGCAUCCAUUUUCUAUUGGAGGUGUUCCUAAGGAUGAGAAUUUGCAUCAUGCACAAAGUCUUCCUUUGGGAAAAAUCUCUCAAAAUGGCUUUUAUCUUGGGUUUUCUUACAGUGGUGAGUGCAUCUUCAUUGCUUCUAUCGAGGUGUUCUUCAUGAAAUGUUCAGCAAUUGUGUGGAACCAAAUGGAAUUUAAAGAAACACCAGCAGGAUCAGGGUUGAAAAGUGGAAUAUGCAUAAAAAAUUCCUUAAAAAUCGCUACCCCAAUGAUGGAAUGUCAAUCAAAUGGAACAUGGGGUCCACCACAAGGAUUAUGUACCUGUGAUGCAGGAUAUCAGGCAGAAGGAAACAGCUGUAAAGCUUGUAGGAUGGGAACCUAUAAGCCGGUAAACCACAGUGGUGGAUGUGAGGCUUGUCCUCGCAGAAGUCAAACAGACAGAGAGGGUGCAUUUCAGUGUGACUGUGAGCAGGGAUAUGCACGUCUACAGACCGACCCUCCCCAGCUGGGAUGCACAAAAUCUCCUUCAUCGCCGGUCAACCUAACCUCACAGCAUUUGGACGACACUGUUGUGAUUCUACAUUGGGCCCAGCCUGUAGAUCUGGGUGGAAGAACAGAGGUGGAAUAUGACGUGCAGUGUAAACAGAGACGAAAUUCAUCAAUGGGUCAGUGGGAUCCAUGUGAGAACAAUACACUGAUUCUCCCUUCAUCCUCCAGACUGAAAAUAAAGACUGUUAAUAUAACUGGACUUCAUCCAGAGCUGGAUUAUCAUUUUUCUGUCAGAGCACACAAUGCUAUAUCGGCCGAACUUGCACCUGAUGAUUCUAUGCAGACAAUUUUCAUCUCCAGAAGGAGACCUCCUGAUCCUGAAAUCCAUCUCAAACAGAUUCUCUCUACUGGUCUAAUUGCUCCUGUGGUGUGUGGUGGCCUGUUUCUGCUCAUUAUCAUAACUGCUGUAUUCAUCACUGUAAGGUGCCGACACAGUAAACACAGAAACAUGUCCAGUGACUAUCAUGGGAUGCAACCCAUGUCCCAUACUAGUGUGAUUACAUAUCGUCGUGAAGACCGAGAACACAUAGAUCAGCUUGAUCAAGUCAAUGGCUCAAUUCAGAUGUUGGAGGGAGUGCUGAGUGCUGAACUACUGUGCAGGAUUAAGGAUGUGCUUGUGGAUUGUACAAAAUUAACAAUGGGCAAAGAACUUGGGAAAGGAGAAUUUGGGACCGUCUAUGAGGGCAUUUUUUCACCUCAAACUGGACAAGAUAUCAGAGUGGCAGUAAAAACCAUGAAAGUUGGAAUCCACAAUCAAGAGGAUCUGGAGUCAUUUCUCAAGGAGGCAGAAUUAAUGCAACAUUUUGAUCACGACAACGUAGUAAAAUUGCAUGGGGUCGCAUUGGAGCGAGAUCCAGAGUCCUCUGUACAUGUACCACUUGUUAUUCUGCCAUUUAUGAAACAUGGAGACCUACGUCACUUUCUUAUAGCCACCCGCUACGGUGAUGUUCCAAUGUUUGUACCUGAUCAGAGUCUUCUACGUUUCAUGAUUGACAUUGCUGCAGGAAUGGAGUAUCUCAGCUCUAAGGGCUUCCUACACAGAGAUCUGGCUGCUCGCAAUUGCAUGUUGGGUGAUGAUCUGCGUGUCUGUGUAGCAGACUUUGGUCUGUCUAAGAAGAUCUGUUCUGGAAACUACUAUAGGCAAAAAGUAUCUAUACGAAUGCCUGUAAAGUGGAUGGCCAUAGAGAGUCUAUCCGAGUCCAUCUACACCACCAAGAGUGACGUGUGGUCUUUUGGAAUAACCAUGUGGGAGAUUACAUCCAGGGGCAUGACUCCAUAUCCAGGUGUCCCUAAUCAUGAGCUUCUUGACUUGCUGGAAAAUGGGCACCGUCUCAAACAAGGAGACAAUGACCACAAAUUAUAUGAAAUUAUGCUGAGCUGUUGGCACAAAGAGCCUUCACAGAGACCAUGCUUUGGAGAGCUGAGACAGAAACUCCAAGCUUUUCUGUCUGAGCUUCCUCCCCUGGAAGCCAGCAAGGAAGCCCACUACAUUAACCAGGGUCUUGAAGCAGGAAGUGGCAGCAACUACUUAAGUGGAGCGGAGGGUCUGGACCCUGAGGUGGAGGGGGCUGUAGGCAACAUAUAUCUACCAGAACCUAGCGGCUUGGCAUCCCAUUCCAGACCAGUGGGAGAUGAGAAGGAAAGUGGGGAUGAUGGAUACCUGAUGUGUAAUAACAUUUAAUGAGAAUGUGUUUCACAUUAAGCCUGUUUUUGCUUAUCAUUUGAUUUUUAUCUGGAGUAUGUUAUCUGUUCCACAAAUAUUUAAAUAUAAAAAGAUAUUUUGUGUACGCUGCUUGAAUGUACCCUACUUUAUGUGGCUAAAUGAAAAUAAGGGUAAAUAAUUUUGUAUGGUCCUUGAUCCAUAAUAUAUCUACCAAUAAAUAUUUUUCUACCACUAAA
Paramisgurnus dabryanus is the source of this 3348-nucleotide messenger RNA. RefSeq names its product tyrosine-protein kinase receptor TYRO3. Gene Ontology annotation, biological process: cell surface receptor protein tyrosine kinase signaling pathway; platelet activation; nervous system development. The record is from RefSeq and is a predicted model, not a curated record. NCBI's taxonomy places the organism in Eukaryota, Metazoa, Chordata, Actinopteri, Cypriniformes, Cobitidae. Gene Ontology annotation, cellular component: plasma membrane; signaling receptor complex. Gene Ontology annotation, molecular function: ATP binding; ephrin receptor activity; protein binding.